ACGGAACUCUUUUGUAGUCACGUAUCUGUCGAGUCGUUCCAGGCUGCGAGCUGUGUGAGGGCUGCCUGCUGGGAGGCUCCAGCGUCCUUGUCCGGCGAAGGAGCGGAUUCACACGUGUCCCCCCCCCCUCCUAGACCGAGGAACGUUGAGGAAGGAGGAAAAGAUGCUGCUUGGAUGUUGACGAGGAAAGGCAUCAUCAGCCCAAGGUCUUGUCAGCGCAUCUGCUUUGCAUUGGAAGGAAGGGGAGCCUCUGGUAACUAUCCUGUAUGAUUUGGAUCGCCUUGAACAAGGACGUGGAGAAACUUGACCAGCUUGCACGUCAGAAUCGUCUGAGCCGAGCCAGAAAAAGACCUCACCACUUGCAUGUAACUAUUUACAGCCCUCCCCCUGGAUUUUGCUCAAAGGAAUGGACUUUUAGGCUCAGCAUCUCAGCAGAAAAACUGGUUCUGUUGUAGAUUCCCCCACCCCCGUUUCUUCACUUAUUUUUUUUUCCUGCCUCUGAAAACUGCCCUUCCUUGAUUUCCUGUCUCCUCCCCCUGACCCCGCUCCAGUGCAGUUGAAAAAUGUCCUUGCAGUACAUUAAAAGUCAGAAAGGUAGAGACCAACUGCUCUAUAAGGGAUACUUGCAUAAGAAAGAGCGGACAAGCGGAGACAAGAUUUUAUGGAAAUGUGCCGACUACCACAAGUACCGUUGCACAGGGAGGGCCCAUACGCACCAUGGCCGCGUUAUAAAGUAUGUGCCCCAUAUGCAUCCUCCCAGCAAGAGAGAAGAGGAAAACAAUGCUGGAGUGUCUGAGGCAAAGGAAGCUCUCUCCACCCAAGAAACCGUUCGAAAAGCAGUUAUGGCAAAUGGGGAGGCAUUGCCAGGGGCGGUAACGAAUAAGAAGCCCCGUAUCCAAAACAAUCCGAAACAAACAAUCCAACGCUUGAGAGCAUGCUUAAAUGCAACCCGUCAAAGCGCAUCCGAUGCACGGACACCUGCCACCAUUGCUGGAGCAACAGUUGAAGGUCCUCCUUUACCAUCCUCUCAGACAUCCGGCCUGCAGGAGCCUUCUGCAAAUGGUGGAGGUGGAGAUUCGGUGGCCACCCCCAUUCUUUGUAUCAAGAUAGAGGCGCCAGAUGCACCCCAUUGGGCAUUAAACCACGCCAGCCAGGAAGCGAGUCGGCAGAGGUUCCGCUCACCAACCAUCUGGCCUGAAGCCGCUCCUCUGGAGAUCCUGUCCCAGUUGAGCGAGGCGGCACAGCAGUGGUUGCAUCCUCAGGAACGUAACAAAGAGCAGAUUGUGGACUUGGUGAUCCUAGAACAGUUCCUGGAUGUGCUCCCAGUGGAAAUGCGGAUGUGGGUAAAAGCCAGAGAGCCAGGCAGCAGCAAGGAGGCAGCGGAGCUGGCCGAGGCCUACAUCAGGGAACAGAAUCUACCAGGCCGCAGUGUUCAGGAACAGCUGACCUUUGAAGAUGUAUCAGUGCAUUUCACUACAGAGGAGUGGGCUCUGCUGGACUACAGACAAAAAACUCUUUACUGGAAUGUCAUGCAUCAGAAUUAUAAUAAUGUGGCCUUUCUGGGUGGUGGGAUAGAUGGUCUCCAUAAAGCUCCAGCCCCUCAACAGGAAAGUCCCGCACAUGUGGUGGAAUUGUCAGAAAUAUGUAAAGAAACAUUUUCCCAAGGUUCUGAACUAAGCUUGGUCAGGGAGAACUGUCUGGAUAGGCAGCAGAAAAACAGCUCAGGAGAAGAGGAAGAAAAGUCCAUUAAUGUGAGAACGGACUUGAGGAAACUUGACAGAGACACAGUUGAUCUAGAAGCUGAACUAGGGGUACAUCCAUGGUGUAUUUGUUCAGACUGUGAGAAACUAUGCCAGUCCUUAACACGUCUUGAUAAUCAGGAAAGCCCCAGGAAAGAAGACCUGAAAUCUAUGAUGCUUCCUGAGGAUUCAUAUGAAAUAUCUGAGAAGAAUCAUUCCCAGAAUCCUAAAGGAAAAAAUGAAGAGGGCCAAAAUAAUGUGGAGAAGCAACAGCCAAACCAUGUGGGAAAUGAAGAAGAGAAGUGCAUUCUGUUGAGGAAUCCAGAUCUUCAAGACACUAAACUAGCUCAGUAUGUGUGUACUGAUGAUGCAGAACAGGUUGAAUCAUCAGCACUUGUCAGUAAUCAUAAUCCCAGUGGGGAAGGUGCCAGGUUGGUAAUACUACCUGAAGAAUCACAGCAAGUUUGGAAGGAGGGAGCUUCCCAGAGCCACAGGCAAGAUAUGCUGCUUGGCCCUGGGCCUAUUUGCCCAACAUUGAGUUCCCCAGAGCUGAAUGGAGUUGCAGAACAUAUCAGUGGGAACCAGAACAUUUUGGUAAGCCACGAGGGUAACAGAUCAGGUGAUAAAGCAGAGCAGAAGAAACUCAUUCUUUUUGAAGACAGUAUGGAAGAACCAGCCAGAGAGAUGCUUCACCCCAGUGUUAAUCCAACCCCGAAAGCCCAGUGUACAUGCGCUAAUUGUGGGAGUCAAGAUGAAUCCCCAGAGCACAAUGACUGUCAGAAAAUCAUCCAUGGGGAAGACCUGUAUACAUGCCCUAAGUGUGCAACACUUUUCCCCCAAAAUUCAGAUCAAGUCACACAGCAUAGCUGCUCUGAUUCUGAAGGAAAUUCCAGCAGCCUGUCAACAUCUAUAAAACACAGAAAAUCUGUCAAAAGGGGGAAAUAUUUUAAGGGGAGAAACAUACACAUUAAAUGCAUUCUUGGGGCACAUCAGAGAAUUCACCCAAGAAGGAAACUUUGGAAAGACUGGAGCUUCUACAGACAAAGUGGGUGCAGGCCCCUUGGAUCAGGAAAGGAUCUGAGGAAACAGAACAUGUUAAAAUCCAGUACUCGGAAUUGUGAGCCACUGCAUCAGACUACAGAGACAGUCAAACUAUCAUGUGAGCCUUCUUCAAACCCUAAAUACCUGGAACCUCAGCAAAUAUCUUCUUCACCUCCCUUUUUAGACAGCAUAGCUGCUGAGCCAACUUUAAUGCACUUAAUUACUCUCCUGCAGCAAGUGGCUACAGAUACUGCGGAAAUCAAAACUGCCGUCUCCAGCCUGCACACCACAGUCACUGGCAUCCAGAAUGCCCUAGGAAGUUUCCCUGGAUCUACAGAUGAGACUGAGCACAGGAUUUCCAACUUAGAGGACACCUCCCGGAACACCAAAGCUCAGCUUGUGCAGCACUGCAAUGAUAUUAAAGCGAUUGAGGCCAAACUGGUUGGGAAAGGGGUUCAGAACAAUGUCAUAGCAGGAUUGUGGUCAUCCUUGAAGGUCAACAGAGGGCCAAGCCCUCUGAAUUUAUCUCCUAAUUCAUGA
This is a messenger RNA of Pogona vitticeps (central bearded dragon), 3320 nucleotides long. RefSeq lists its product as uncharacterized. Gene Ontology annotation, biological process: regulation of DNA-templated transcription. The record is from RefSeq and is a predicted model, not a curated record. NCBI's taxonomy places the organism in Eukaryota, Metazoa, Chordata, Lepidosauria, Squamata, Agamidae.